ACCAUCUAGGGUUUUAAGCAUUACGAACUCGCUUAAAUUUGAUCCUUUUAAGACCAUCUUCUUCCUCACUAGCCCCCUCUCACCCGGCGCGCCCACACUCACACACUCGCACGCAGAGUCACAAAGAGCAAAGAACCGCCACACUCUAAGGCCGCAGCCAUGUCUCUCGUCGCAAAUGAGGAGUUCCAGCAUAUUCUGCGUGUGCUGAAUACCAACGUGGAUGGCAAGCAGAAGAUCAUGUUCGCCCUUACCUCCAUUAAGGGUAUCGGCAGACGUUUCGCCAACAUCGUCUGCAAGAAGGCCGAUGUCGACAUGAACAAAAGGGCUGGUGAACUAUCUGCUGCCGAGCUCGACAACCUGAUGACAAUCGUGGCAAACCCCCGCCAGUUCAAGAUUCCUGACUGGUUCUUGAACAGAAAGAAAGACUACAAGGAUGGUAAAUACUCCCAGGUGGUCUCCAAUGCUCUGGACAUGAAGCUCAGGGAUGACCUUGAGCGUUUGAAGAAGAUCAGGAAUCACCGUGGUCUUCGACACUACUGGGGCCUUCGUGUGCGUGGACAGCACACCAAGACCACCGGCCGCAGGGGAAAGACUGUUGGUGUCUCCAAGAAGCGUUGAAGAACUUUACUGUUGCGAAUUUUGUGUUACUUUUUAGAAUACCUUCUAGUGUUUAGCCUCAAUCUACUUCAGUUUUGAUGGAUUAAUAGCAGUAUGUCUAGCUGUCGUUUAAUUGUAUUCCUAUAGACUGCUUGAUCUUUGUGUUUGAGGAUGGUAUGGUAUGCGAUGGAGUUCAAUUCCAGAUAUUUGUUGAUAUUCUAAAAUCUCAAUUGUAUGUUCGAAUUCCUCA
Messenger RNA from Pyrus x bretschneideri (Chinese white pear), 847 nucleotides. Its product is annotated as 40S ribosomal protein S18. Gene Ontology annotation, biological process: translation. Gene Ontology annotation, cellular component: cytosol; small ribosomal subunit; ribosome. Gene Ontology annotation, molecular function: RNA binding; structural constituent of ribosome. Bases 160 to 618 code for a protein of 152 amino acids. The transcript has 4 exons. Lineage: Eukaryota; Viridiplantae; Streptophyta; Magnoliopsida; Rosales; Rosaceae. The record is from RefSeq and is a predicted model, not a curated record.